This is a messenger RNA of Plasmodium malariae, 831 nucleotides long. RefSeq names its product peptidyl-prolyl cis-trans isomerase, putative. Gene Ontology annotation, biological process: protein peptidyl-prolyl isomerization. Bases 1 to 831 code for a protein of 276 amino acids. Gene Ontology annotation, molecular function: peptidyl-prolyl cis-trans isomerase activity. The transcript has a single exon. Lineage: Eukaryota; Apicomplexa; Aconoidasida; Haemosporida; Plasmodiidae. The record is from RefSeq and is a predicted model, not a curated record.
AUGCUUAAUAAAAGUUUGACGGCAACAAAAAUAGUAGGAAAAAAAUGCAUUAAUUGGUGGGGUAAUCUACAUUUAUCAUGGAAAUUAGCAAUAGGUUUUACUAUACUUUUUCCACCUAUGUGGAACUACAACGAAAGAAGGAAAGCAAGAGAAAAACAGAUAUAUUAUAACAAAUCGAUAAAAGAUUAUGUAUUUUUUGACUUUGCAAUGGAAAAUAAAUAUAUAGGUAGAGUUUUGAUAGGUUUAUAUUCUGAUCAAGUACCUUUAUCAGUUGAAAAUUUUAUUCAGUUAGCGGAAGGUUAUAAAAUUAAAGAUAAAUAUAUUGGAUAUAGAAAUACAUAUAUUCACAAAGUAUACCCAGGAAUUGGUUUAGUAGGUGGAAAUGUAUUAAAUGAUAAAGAAGGCUUAAGUAUAUAUGGGAAAAAAUUUCCUGACGAAAAUUUUGAUAUGGAAUUUGUUCAGGAUGGUGAUGUUGCCUUAUAUAAUGAAGGACCUCAUAGCAAUUCCUCUCAAUUUAUUAUAACUUUUUCCCCUAUGCCAAUAUUGCAUAAUCAUAAUGUAGUUAUUGGUACUGUUUUAAAAGGUAUGGACAUAAUUCGAAAGAUUGAAAAUGUCGGAACAAAAUUAGGUAAUCCCAUGUAUGAUGUAAAAAUUAUUAACUGCGGCUUAUAUAAGAAUUUAGAGGAAGAUGGCCCCCCUUUUUUUAACGUAACUGAUAUUUUGGACAAGGACAAUAAAAAUAUUUUAUCAAAAAAUGAGUUCGAAAAUUUAACGGACUCACAAAAGCAAUCUCUUAUUAAUGGUGAGAACAAAUUUCAAAUUAAAAAAUGA